Messenger RNA from Phasianus colchicus (ring-necked pheasant), 1066 nucleotides. It is a transcript of the gene CCDC25, whose product is annotated as coiled-coil domain containing 25. The record is from RefSeq and is a predicted model, not a curated record. NCBI's taxonomy places the organism in Eukaryota, Metazoa, Chordata, Aves, Galliformes, Phasianidae.
UGCGCGGCUCUUGGUGCGCAUGCGCACUGCUCCUUUCCGGCCUCCGUAGCCAAGAGCGGGCAGCGGUACCGUGAGGAGCCCGGGCGGGUCGGGGUGGGCCGCGCUGCCGCUAUGGUGUUCUACUUCACCUCCAGCGUUGUUCCAACUGUUUACACCAUUUACAUGGGAAAAGACAAGUAUGAAAAUGAAGAUCUAAUAAAGUAUGGUUGGCCUGAAGAUAUCUGGUUUCAUGUGGAUAAGCUCUCUUCUGCACAUGUGUAUCUUCGGUUGCACAAGGGGCAGACAGUGGAUGACAUUCCUAAAGAAGUUCUGAUAGACUGUGCCCACCUGGUGAAGGCUAACAGCAUCCAAGGUUGCAAGAUGAACAACGUCAACGUGGUGUACACGCCAUGGACCAACCUGAAGAAGACUGCAGACAUGGAUGUGGGGCAGAUUGGGUUUCAUAGGCAGAAGGAUGUGAAAAUGCUGACGGUGGAGAAGAAGGUGAAUGAGAUACUGAACCGAUUAGAGAAGACAAAAGUGGAACGUUUCCCAGACCUGGCUGCUGAAAAGGAGGCCCGUGACAGAGAGGAGAGGAAUGAGAAGAAAGCCCAAAUCCAGGAGAUGAAGCGGAAGGAAAAGGAAGAGAUGAAGAAAAAGAAAGAGCUGGAAGAACUUAGGAGCUACUCAUCGUUAAUGAAGGCUGAGAAUAUGUCCUCCAAUCAGGAUGGCAACGAUUCUGAUGACUUUAUGUAAAUAAAGUCAUCUCCUUUCUCAAUCCAAGGUGGUUUGGGAUGUCUUAAUGUCACCGUUGCUAAGAAUGCCAAAAAAUCAAACCAAAUAAGUGAACUCUGGCUCCAUUUCUUCAGAAGCUGGUAGAUUCUCGUGGUGUCCUGACCAACCCUGAGCCAUGGACAACUUCUGGAUGGAGAAGAUCUCUAUGUCUGCACAUACAUCUCUUUUUUUCAGGGACGUAGGUGUAAGGAAGCAAAAUUGAAUUUCAGCUCUACAAAGACAAUGCUAUUUAUUCUAGAAAAGGAGUUGCUGUAGCUUUUAAUUGAAUGAGAUUGAAAGAAUUUGUGCUGUC